Messenger RNA from Wasmannia auropunctata (little fire ant), 711 nucleotides. RefSeq lists its product as uncharacterized. Lineage: Eukaryota; Metazoa; Arthropoda; Insecta; Hymenoptera; Formicidae. The record is from RefSeq and is a predicted model, not a curated record. Gene Ontology annotation, molecular function: zinc ion binding; nucleic acid binding. The transcript has 2 exons. The coding region runs from base 1 to 711 and encodes 236 amino acids.
AUGGCCGCCGGCAUCUUGGGGAUUGGUUAUCCCCUGGAGGAUGCACUUCGGGACCAGUCUCAGGAGAACGCCACCUUGGAAGAGUUCGGGGAGGAGAACGUGCGACUGAAAGUACUUCCCAUAACCCUUCGGUUGACGCAGAACACUACAGCAGAUCAGCAGAGAAAUACCAGAACGUGCUACAAGUGUGGAACCCGGCAUCCACCUUUACAAUGUCCUGCGUUUAGAAAAACAUGCGCUAAAUGUAAGAAAAUGAAUCAUUUUGCCAAGGUAUGCAAUUCUUCGGCUAGUAAUAACAGUUAUAACAAAAAGAGUAUUGAACACAUAGAACAAAAUAUGUCAUUAGAAGAUUCAUCCGAACAAUUUUUUGUUGGUAGUAUCAAUGCACAAAAUUAUAGCGAUUGGAUCGAAAAACUUACUGUAAACAACGGCAAAACUUUCUCUGUAAAACUAGAUACUGGUGCACAAUGUAACGUCAUACCACUCUAUAUUUUUGACAAAUUGAACCUUCCUCGAAAUAACAUACGCAAAUCUAAAGCUCGACUUAGUACGUAUGGUGGAAUUCCAAUUAAAGUUGUAGGAACAUGUAAUAUCAGAUGUGAAACAUCCAAGAAUUUAAAGACUGACAUUGAAUUCCAAGUAGUAGAUGCUAUUGCUCCCGCAGUGCUAGGGCUUCCGUCUCUUAAAAGAUUAAACCUCUUAAAGAAGUAG